Messenger RNA from Wallemia mellicola CBS 633.66, 3053 nucleotides. RefSeq lists its product as hypothetical. The record is from RefSeq and is a predicted model, not a curated record. NCBI's taxonomy places the organism in Eukaryota, Fungi, Basidiomycota, Wallemiomycetes, Wallemiales, Wallemiaceae. The transcript is spliced from 17 exons. Gene Ontology annotation, biological process: RNA processing. Gene Ontology annotation, cellular component: ribonucleoprotein complex. Gene Ontology annotation, molecular function: protein binding; RNA binding. The coding region runs from base 819 to 3002 and encodes 727 amino acids.
CACUCAAGAUCGAAAUGGGGAAAGACCUCGAAAUGACUGAUGAAGAGAGACAAAUGAAGUUAAUGACAACGUUAGAGAACGCUUUUAAUCAGCUACUAGCUUCUCCCUACCAAUCAUUUCAUUCCUUCGUGAGAGCGACAAGUACAGCUCGUGAAUUAAAUAUGCAAGAUCAAUAUCAAGAGGUCUGGAAUCACUGGAGAGAAUCCUGGUCAGUUGGCGAAGCAUUUCAUCUGGAUAGAAUAGCGAAUAUUCCUGAUCAAUCAUAUGAUGAUAAAGAGAAAGCUUUCUUAUCUGCUAUUGAGGAUGUACCUUCUUCCAAGAAGAUAUCACUUCAUUACAUCAACUACCUUCUACAAGGUCAAGCACAGAAUAUAAUGGAGGAUACAUUCAGUGAGGAGCAUAUAAGGCAAACGUUUGUUACUGCAUAUGAAGGCCUGGAGUGGGAUCUCACCGGUAGCUGUGAAAUUUGGGAUUUAUGGAGAGAUUGGGAAAUGAAAUACUUGGAGGCUUCAACUAGCCCAGAAUCAAUACAAAGAUUACAACAAUUCUAUAUUGCUAGACUCAAAAUACCACACUCUAAUCACUCAGAUACUUUCAGUGCAUAUUCUGGAUUUAUCACUAGUUAUGACAAUGCCCAAUAUGAAUCACACAUGGUCGCAGCUAACAAGGACUACAAGAAAGGCCAAAGUAUUUAUGACGAUUACGAUCAGUAUGAAACAUCUCUCAAUUUAAAUCCUUCUGUUGAAGCCUACCAGGCUUACCUUUAUUAUGCACAAGCUCCGAAUGGAAAGCGCAAAUUAGCCAACAACAAGGUAAUCAUGACAUUGUUCGAGAAAGCAACUAGAGAUUGUUAUCCAUUUAGUAGUACUACAGAUGAAGAUGGAAGUGGCCCAUCAGGUUCAAUUGAUGAAACUACUGCUACAAAUAUUGCAACCAUAUGGGAAUCCUAUGUCAAUUGGAUGUUAAAUAACAAAGAGAGACCAGAUAAAACAUUAAACGUGAUUGAACGUUCUGUUAAAGUUUGUCCAUGGUCUGGUGAAUUAUGGGCAGCUUUAAUCAGAGCUAACGAACAGUUUGGUCAUCAGCCUAACAAAGCUGAAGAAACUUAUGCAAGAGCAAUAUCAUCAGGUCUCCUUGAAUCAAGGGUAAAUGACCUAGUAGCUCUAAUUAUAUCAAGGGCUUCCUAUUUGCGUCAUACACUACAAGAUGCAGAUCUAGAAAUUGUAUAUCCUGAAGUAGCCGCUGUUUUGGAAGAUGGCUUGGAAAGAGUCAAAGGUCGUGACACUUACAACAGAGUUGAAAAAAUCGAUGAUGAGACUGCAAAAAAUGCCGCGACACAAAUAUUUCAACGUAUGACCAAAAACAAUGCUCAAAGAACAAAUUAUGCAGUUUGGUUAGAUUGGGCGGCAUUCGAAAUACGUUCAAAGAAUUAUGAUAAUGCUCGAAACAUCUUCAAGUCUGCUACACCACGUCAAUUCAUUGAUUAUCCUGAAGCUAUACACCAAGCUUACAGAGAGUUUGAGGAUCACUAUGGUAGUUUAGAGACUAGACAACAGGCACAUUUUAUUAUAAACAAAGCUAUUGGAUCAUUAGCAGAGCGUCGUGCAAAGGAAGCAGCUCAAGCAUAUGAGAUGUAUACACAACAGCAGCAACCAGCUGUGGCUGUAAACGAGGCGACUAAUCCAAUAGACAUAUCUGAAAACACAACCGGUGGUGUUAAGAGGAAGGCAGACGAAGAUCUCGAUGAUGAAAGCACUAAAAGACACAAGGUACAACAAGCAGUAGAAACGUUAAAGAGGGAUCGUGAAAAUACUACAGUCAUGGUCAGUGGACUUCCAUCAGGCAUAAGCGAUGUUGAUAUCAAGUUAUUAUUCAAAGAUUGUGGGACUGUUCGUGAGAUCAUUUUAAAACAAUUGAAAGGUCAAUCUGCAGCGACAGUUGAGUUCAAUAGUCGAGAUGAUGUCCUUGCUGCUCUUACUAAGGAUAAGAAGCGGAUCGAAGAUAUUGAAAUAAAUGUUGUUAUGGGAUGGUCAGCAACGCUUUAUGUCACAAACUUCCCUGAACGAACCAAAGACGAGGAAUUAAGAGCGCUAUUUGAACCAUAUGGUACAAUCUUUGAUACAAGAUGGCCUAGUCGCUCUGUGAAAACAAAUCGUCGUUUCGCUUACGUUACAUUCUUAGAUCCAACUUCAGCUCAGGCAUCUUUGGAACUUAAUGGCAGAAUUCAACAAGAUAAGCAUCCUCUUACUGUUGCUAUAUCAGAUCCAUCGAAGCGUAAAUCAAGAUCAGAUGAUUUCGUCAAUGGUUGUGAAGUGUUCGUAAGAGAGCUUGGAAAGAGGAUGUCAGAGAAUGAAUUGGUGCAAUUAUUCGAACCUUUUGGAGCUAUUAAGAACGCCAAAAUGGGAUUAAGAGAUGAUGGAAGCUGUAAAGGCUUUGCACAUGUUGAAUUUGAGAAUGCUACAUCAGCUCAGGCUGCGCUUGCUUUAAAUAAUGCUGAAAUCAAAGGAAAACAUAUUAGUGUCACAAUGUCAAACAGAAAACCAAGACAAGCAAAUGCACCAGCUAGACCUCGUUUUGGCAGAUCGAUCAGGGUUCAUAACAUACCAGAAGGCGUAAAGGAAUUUGUUUUACAACAAACUUUUGAGAAGAUCGCACCGAUCAAAAAAGUUUGGUAUAAUGAGAAUGGCAUUGAACGUGCUGCCGUUGUAGAAUUUGAAGAUGAGAAGGAAAUGUCGAAAAUCUUAUUGAUGCAGGCACCAUCAAUCAAUGGUCAAAUACUGAGUUUAUCCGAUGAAUCAGAACAUCAAAAGCCUUUGAACUUAUCUUCCAAAAGUGAUCAAUCAAAGCAACCAUCAGGUAGUUCAGCUCAGUUUGGUCAUAUGGUUCCCAGAAAUUCUAAGAAACCAAAGAUCGGUAGUCGCGGAAUCAAUCCCGUCUCACAAUCGACUGCGUCUGAUAACAACGCGAAAUCUCAAGAUGACUUUAGAAAGUUUUUGAAAUGAUUUUCCUGUAAAUCGGUAUAUGAUAUUUAAGAAUCAAACUUAAUCGACUUU